AUGAUGCCCACGAAGCACUCACCCAGGCGGAGCCCCAGGCUGGAAGCCUCGGGCGUUCCCGGAACUGCGACCACCACGGCCACAGCAACUGGCACCGCGAUCAGCUCUGCGAGUGUGGCUGGUGAUCGGCAGAGGCCACAGACUCCGAAGGAAAGUGGAACAGCCGCCAGGAAAGCGGCAAGUAACCUGCAGCCCGAAGCGACGGGGCAGACUACGGAUUCCACAACUGUAGUGGCGGCCUUAAUGGAAAGGAUCGCACGUCUGGAGUCGGAGCUGGCGAAGGCAAGAGCAAGUGGAGGACAAGCAGAGGUCGCCAGAGAUCCCGUUCGAAUCGGGGCACGCGGCGUUGGAGUGAGCGGUGCAGCGAAUACACCGCCAUGUUCGAGUGGAACGCUGCCACAUCAUGGAGCAGCGCCACGGCAGAGUUUGAGCGAAAACCUGCCCAGGCAGAUGAGGGACAACCUGCAAACGGAUCUCGGAGUGACGCCAUCGCUGCAGUUGCCGGCACAAGUAAGUGCAAAUUGCCGCCAAAAUGGAGGUGCGAAUUUGGCGCCGAUGCUUGGCGCCCAUUGGGCAAACGGGCAACCUGUGUCGACAACAACAAUACUGCGCUAUUCUCCGCCAUCUUGUGUGACCGCCGCAGCACAGCCGGUGCUAGGUUACGUUCGCCCAGAGGUACCUGCGCCAUCGCCCAUAUCAUAUGGAGCGCCGACGACAAGCAUACAAGGAUGGACGCCACGCAGACUACAUGACCUUCCCGAUUUCGAGGGUCAGCCAGAGGAAUGGCCAAUAUUCCUGUGUGCGUUCACGGAGACAACUGCAGCCUACCAGUGCACCGAGUUGGAAAACAACCAGAGGCUAGUGAAAGCCCUGAAGGGAGAGGCUCGCGAAACAGUGAAGUCGUUGCUCAUCCAUCCCAGCAACGUUCAAGCUGUUAUGGAGCAGCUACGAUUCCGGUAUGGACGCCCGGAGCAACUGAUCCGCAGCCAAUUGGAGAGCGUGCGCGAAGUGCAGCCGAUUCAGCACGCGGCCACGAUACAGCCGUAUCCGACGGUGGCGCACCUGAGCGAGUGGCUCCAUGAAUUCGCCAAACUGGUGUGCACUGUCACGGACGCCGGAGCCAGGGAACAACCGAAGCGAAGGAUUCUGCACGCGAAUAGUGUUCGCGAGGAGGAGCAAUAUGUCGACCGCCCCAGAUGCUGCCCUAUAUGCGGGGGACAGCACCAGGUCAGGGACUGCAAGGACUUCAUCAGCGCCUCUACAACGACACGGAUCGAGUCCGCGAGGAAGCGACGACUGUGCUUCUCGUGCCUGGAGCCCGGACACAUGUCCCGUUUCUGCAGGAAGAGCCGCGGAUGCAACGUCCUCGGAUGCCAGAUGAGGCAUCACCACCUGCUCCACGAAAUGGGGGCCACAGGAGGGAUCAGGACCGACAGCCGUACAGAGACGGCAACAAUCGGAGGGGAGUGCCACGGUCAGUGGAUUCCAGGGAAAGGAACCAUCCUUACGUCGGCCGCAGUUGUAGACGCGCGACGUGAGCGGGAUGAAGGGCGAUCGGCGUACGAUCGCCAGGAAUUGCCGCACCGAAACCUCAACAUCGACUCAAUUGGAUGCCACCUGCUGAUCAGGAUUCUACCCGUGACGCUGUACGGCGAGAAUACGAAGGUCGACACGUACUCACUGCUGGACAAAGGAUCGUCUGUCACACUCAUCGACAACGAACUCAUCCGCAGCCUGAACCUGAAAGGCGAGAGUCGCCAGCUGAAUGUGCAAUGGUUUGGUGGAAAAUCCGCCAAAGAGCACACGAAGGUGGUCAGCCUGCAGAUCAGCGCAGCGGGCAAACCAAAGCGCCAUGGGCUGAAAAAUGUGUACGGAGUGGCCAAUCUGAACCUUCCGAUGCAGAGCCUGCGUCAGGAGGAUGUACAGGCAGUGAAGGCGAACACGCGUCUGCCGGUGAUGCCGUACAACAAUGCGAUGCCGAGAAUCCUAAUUGGACUGGAUCAUGCGCAUUUAGGAGUACCCUACAGAACCAAAAGUUAUGGAUCUGGAGGGCCGUUUGCAGCAGAAACCGCACUUGGAUGGGUGGUAUAUGGACCGGUGAACGGAAAGCCGAGCUCGCCGCUUCUGAGUUCGUGCCUCCUAGCCGUGCCCCAGGAUGAUCUUCUGGAGAAGAUGGUCAGCGACUACUUCGAGACCGAGAAUUUCGGAGCGAAGCCGGUGCAGCCAGUCGCAGCUAGCAGAGUGGACCUGGAGCCGUCAGUCGGAGAUAGCGGCGACGCACGGGCCCUGAGCACCCUGGAGAAGAUGACCAAACGCGUAGGCCAGAGAUACGAGACCGGGCUGCUAUUGAAGGACGACGAAGUGAGAUUGCCGGAGAGCUACAGCAUGGCCCUUAGGAGGCUCGUCAACAUAGAGCGUAAAAUGAUGCGCGAUGUGGACUUCGCGUCGGCUUACAUCCGGAUAAUGGACGAUUAUGUCAAGAAGGGAUACGCACGACGACUGGAGGCCCAGGAAGUCCAGAGGUUUCAGGAGGGCAAAGUGUGGUACCUGCCGCACUUCGGAGUGGAAAACCCGAAAAAGCCUGGGAAAAUCCGGCUGGUUUCCGAUGCGGCUGCCAAGGUGGACGGUGUGUCCUUGAAUUCAGCGCUACUGAAAGGCCCACAGCGCUACAAGCCCCUCCCAGCAGUGCUCUUCCAUUUUCGGGAAGGAGCGGUUGGAGUUUGA
Molecule: messenger RNA, 2724 nt
Organism: Drosophila eugracilis
Lineage: Eukaryota; Metazoa; Arthropoda; Insecta; Diptera; Drosophilidae
Exons: 3
Coding region: 1-2724 (907 amino acids)
Molecular function (GO): nucleic acid binding; zinc ion binding
Source: RefSeq, a predicted model, not a curated record